AUGGUAACCCCUCCGAAAAUCGAUUUCGCUGAUGCGAUCCAAGAUUCGCCAAAAUUCCGUGCCACAAUUUCACAACAUACUAUUUAUUUCAAUAGAUUAGAAAGUAGAUUAAAUGAGAUAUUAAGGCAUAUCAAUCAGAUGAUCGAUCAAAGUAAGAAUUAUGUUCAAACUUUUUAGUAAGUUUUUUAUCUGAUUUUUAAAAAAAUAUUUAUAUCAAAAAUGUAAUUUUCAGUAAAUUGACUGUCUCGGUGAAUCAAUUAUGCGAUGAAAGUUUUUCCGAUAACCCACUGGCUACUAAAACUUUUGAAGCGUUAUCUGACGCAUAUGGACAUACCCUAACUUUGUUGAAAACGUAUUAUGAACAUUCAAAUAUAGUAAUUUAUCAAAAAUUGUCGGGUUUCAUUAAAAAGUGAGUUUUUAGGUCCUUAACAAAUAGUUAGUUUUAAAUUGUUGAAAUGUUUCUAGUGAGCUUCAAAAAGUUGUGGAAGCUCGUGCACAUUUCGAUAACAUGUCUCAAUCGAUGGACGAAGCUUUGAUUAAAAACGCAAGUGGAAGUCGGCAAAAACCCGCUGACGCAGCUGAUGGCAGAAAUGCUCUAACUGCGGUGAUUUUUGAGCACACAAAGUUAAACUGAAAAAAUAAAACUGUUUACUUUAUAGGUCGGUGCCUGUUUUGCUCAUACCACUCUCGACUAUGUUGCCCAAAUCAAUAUUGCCCAUGCGCACAAAGACCAUAUGAUUUUGGAAGCGGUGAGUUUUUUUUUCAAAAUCAGAUUUUCAUGCUGAAAAUUGAGAGUUCCAAAUGUAUUUUUCCCCAAAUUUCCUCAUUUCGAUAAUUUUCACUUAAAUUACAUUUUCUAAUCUAGAUGUCGUAAAGCUUUAUUUUGAAAUUUAAAUUAAAAAGAUAGAAGUGAAACGUGGCAGCUUGAAGUAUUCUGAAUUUUCUUUAUUUUUUCACAAUCUCAUUUGGAAACCUAUUUUGAAAAUUUAAAAAUUCAAAUGUUCGAACUAUUUUUCAAAAAUCAAAGUGAUUUUUUCAAAGGAUUUGGGAACUCAAAAAAUAAUGAAAUGUUCCAUGAACUAGAAAAUUUAUCAAAAUAAUUUUAGCUCUGGACAUUUGUUCGAGAAUCUUCCGCAUUCUUCUCAAAAGGUCAUGCAACUUUCGAUGAAUGGACCGCAGCAGAUAAUGGUUAUGUUGCUGAUACAAUUCAUACAUUCGCAUCAAAAUCUAAACUUGUUGAGAGGAAAAUGCAAGAUGUUCAUUCGCUUGUGCCAAAGGUGAGUGUCCAAACUGAUAAUUUCUUCUUAUCUUUUCCGUCGUUUACACCAACAAAAACGAACAGUCAUCGUGCUUUGUUUUCUUUCGUUUUCCAACAAUUUUAUUUCUAAAAAUAAAAUUUAAAAUUUUUUUGAAAAAAAUGAAUUUAUUGAAAUCUAUUAGACGAAAAUAUCGAAAGAUUCAGCAAUUCCGGAAGGUACAUUUUAAAUAAUUAAUUUUUUAGAGAUGAAAUUCUAAAUUCUUUAUAGGAAAUGUUCCAACAUCCAAGUGGAAUGCCAAUUGAUGCUGAUGUUAUGAUGGAAGGAUAUUUAUAUAAAAGAUCAUCGAAUGCAUUCAAAACUUGGAAUCGAAGAUGGUUUCAAAUUAAGGAGAAUAAAUUGUUAUAUUCGCAUAGAUCAAAUGAUGUUGAACCAUCGACUGUUAUGGAAGAGAAUUUGAUGUUAUGUUUAGUUCGACCAGCACCACCAAAUAUUGAUCGAGUUGGAUGUUUUGAACUUGUUACACCAACUCGAAGUCAUUUACUUCAAGCUGAUUCAGAAUCACUUUGUAAUGAUUGGAUGAGAGCAUUACAACGAACUAUUUUAGCAUUACAUGAAAGUGAUAAUGGAUUUAUAAAUAGUUCAAGAGGUUCUGCAACUGUUCCAUCGACUAGUAAAACUGAAACUGAUCUCAAUAAAAAUCGUAGUUUAUCCGAUCCAAUUGAUUCAAGUAGUCCAAGAUCAACAUCAUCGAAUACUUCAACAAUUAAUCAAGAAAAUAAUGGAAAAUUAUCAACUUUUGAACAAAUUCGACGAGUUGAGGGAAAUGAAAAAUGCGCAGAUUGUGGAUCAGCUUCUCCUAAAUGGGUUAGUAUAAAUAUCGGAGUUAUAUUAUGUAUUGAAUGUUCGGGAGUUCAUCGAAGUCUUGGUGUUCAAAUGUCUAAAGUUCGAUCAUUGACAAUGGAUUCGAUUGAUGGAGAAUUGAAGGAUGUAUUAUUGGCAUUAGGAAAUAAUCGAGUGAAUUCGAUAUUUUUAAAAUAUUUGCCAGAAACUGAUAUUAUACCACCACCAGCAAAUGAAACAUCGACAAGACAAGUAAGAGAAGCAUGGAUUAAAGCAAAAUAUGUUGAGAAAAGAUUUGCAAAAAAUACAAAAGCGAAGAUAUCUAUCAAUAAAUCAGCAUCAUACAAAGAUGUUCUAGAUGCUUGGUCAGCUGAUCUUUCAAUGCCUUUACCAACAAUUCCAACUAAACGACUAUCAUCUUGUGGAUCAGAUACCGCACUAGAUCUUGUUGGAGAAUCUGAAGUAUUGAAAGAUGAUUGGAAACAUGUUAAAGAAUCUUGCGAAAAUGGAAAUAUUUUAGGAUUAUUGGAGGCAUUUUCACAAGGUUUUGAUUUGAAUGCGCACCAUGAAGGAACUACCGCUCUACAUAUCGCUACAAAACAUGUAAGUUAUCUUUUUAAAAAGUCAGCUAACUUUUUUCUAUUACUUAUCUCUACAGGGUCACACCGGAACUGUCGAAUUUCUAUUGCUGAAUGGCGCGAAAAUCAACAUGUUGGACGAAAAACUCAACACUGCUUUACAUUUGGCCGCCCAGGAGGGUCAUACACUGUAAGAUUAGAAAUUGUUUUUUUUUUUCAAAUUUCGAAACCCAUAUUUUUCAGGCAAGUUUGUCAAUUGUUAAAACGCGGCGCGGAUGGAAAUUUGACGAAUGUUGAUAGUAAAACACCGUUGGAUAUUGCAAUGGAAGGCACACAUGCUGAUAUUGUGACGUUGUGAGUUUUUAUCUGUAUGAAAUUCAGAAGCUUGGUGUUCUUAAACUUGUCACGUGGUUUUUAAAUUAAGUUUUUGAAUCUUCAUGAAAUUACAUAGUCACACACCUCAUAAGUAUAGCUUCAAUGUUUUUUGUUUAAAAAAAACGCCUAGUUUUUAAAAACUGCGAUAUUUUUAAUGCGGUGCCCAAAUAGAAAAAUAUUGCAAUAUAAAGCGGUUUUUGAUAAACACCAAAUUGUAGUAAUUAGAUUUAUUAUAUGCCUGAAUUCUAAAAGAAAUAACCGUGACAGGAUUUUGAUUAUCAAAAACAGAUUAUCUGAAUUUAUGAAAAAAAAACAGUAAUUUUUUUUCAAAUUUCGAGUUAAAAAUUCAAGAUCACUUCACUCGUUUCGAGAAACCCGAAUCUUCCUGUUUCCCAACAAACCCUAUUUCUAAUUUCAGAUUCCGCGUUACAAUAAUGCGAAACGAAUUCAAUGACUACAACAAUCCCAUGGAUGAAACUGUCGAUGUUGUAAUAUCAGAUAUUGCGAAUCGAGCUGCCAACGAAAAAUUAAACAAAUCCGAGUAG
Caenorhabditis angaria is the source of this 3597-nucleotide messenger RNA. The record is from the annotation of a GenBank genome assembly. NCBI's taxonomy places the organism in Eukaryota, Metazoa, Nematoda, Chromadorea, Rhabditida, Rhabditidae.